AGCACCGGCGCAGCCCGUCGUCUUCUUCCUCCACGGGGAGGGAGGAGGGCCGGAUAAAAACGGAAGCUACCAGUCAAUUCCAAUUACCCGACGCGCUGUAAACACACGACAGUUGCGAGCUAACGCCUCUGCCCUUCGGAUCCGAAAGUUGGAAGAGGGCGAGGAGGAGGAGGGCGCGGGGGCGACGCCCGCGAGGGCUCCCCUGCGACGGCGACGAUGGCGCACGAGCGGGGCGGCGCGGCGGCCUCCUCCUCCGCGGCUCCAACCUCCGAGGAAGACGCGCUGUUUAUUGAUUUACUACAUGAAGCCCCCCUGUCUGGUCAUCGGGAGCCUAGAAGCAUAGUUGGUGGGACCUUGUACUGUAUCUUGUUGGCAGGUUAUGCUGCUGUUGUUAUUUCAGCUCCAUGGAUAUUUCUCUUCGUACCAGACAUGAUCCCUCUAUUGCUAUGCAGCUCCAAUGUUACCCUUCUUGCUCUAACAGGUAUUUUUCAGCAGUAUUGGGUUCACCAGGUCAGGAAAGUGAGAUUGCAGGGCUAUUACGAUUUUAGCCAGAGACUGAAGCAUAUUGUUCGGCUUCCAUUUGCCACUAUUGCUUGCGGCACUGCUUUGAUGCUCUUAAUCAUGGUCUGGCAGCCUCUUGUACAUAUACUAUCAGUUUCAUUGCUGCUAAGGAUUGCCAUUGUUGUUGAAGUCACAUGUGCCGGAUGUUUUAUGAGCUUGUACAUAUGGUAUAUCCACAAAUACAACUCUUUGGAUGGGCGGCCUGAUAUUUUGCGGUCAUUAUAUUCUGCACUCCAGCCAUCUAGUAUGGUAGAAGAUCGAAGAUAUAAUGAUGGCCGUCUUUCUGACCAGCAGAUGGUGUUACUUCAGUACCAAAGGGAGAAUAUUCAUUAUCUGAGUGAGGAGGUGCUACGCUUGCAAGAAUGCUUAAGCAAAUACCAGAGAACUGAUGCUGGGAUCGGUCCUCAGGUUGAUCUUGCCCAUAUUUUAGCAUCUCGUGAUCAAGAGCUUCGAGCACUCACCGCUGAGAUGAAUCAAGUGCAUUCCGAACUUCAACUUGCUCGUGGUUUGAUUGAUGAGAAGGAGUCAGAGAUCCAGCGCAUUCGUGUGAGCAACAAUCAGUAUGUUGAAGAAAAUGAUAGGCUCAGGGCUAUUCUUGGUGAAUGGAGUGCUCGAGCAGCAAAGCUGGAAAGGGCGUUGGAGGCAGAGCGAGUGUCAAACAUUGAAUUGCGGAAGAACAUUGCAAAGUUUAGGGGUGAUUUGUACAAGGAGCAAGGGGCCUGAUUUUCCCUGUUCUAGGAUUGUAUACCUCUCGUGUAUUUUAGCUGGUUUCACAGAUUUGCAUCAACGACUAAAGGCGUAAUCUGGACAACUGACCAAGCUAAUCAUCCCAUGUGAAAUAUUGGAAUUCCAGACAAUCAGCACAUGGUGGAUAGAAGAAAAAACAACUCGAUCUGGAUGCGUUAGAAUCGAAACAUAGUACAAGAUCAGGACAUGAUUGUCCAAUGGUGCUUAUGCAUCAGGAAAAGGAAUGAAAACUCUUGUGAUUUGUAGAAUGCGUAGUUUGAUGUACAGUUCUUCGUAGAUUUGGUUAUGGACUAUGGGAUUGCUGUAGUUAAAGACUACCGAGUUGAGUUCAUUUGUUCUGUUAUUGCGUUUGCUCCAAUGAGACAGGAGAGAUGCUCUCACUUUUUCCCUCUGGGUUUAAUUUGCAACUGCCAAGUCUUUGCCUGCCCAUGGUGAUGAAA
Phragmites australis (common reed) is the source of this 1748-nucleotide messenger RNA. RefSeq names its product protein FIP1-like. The transcript is spliced from 14 exons. Bases 217 to 1284 code for a protein of 355 amino acids. Gene Ontology annotation, cellular component: lysosomal membrane; late endosome. NCBI's taxonomy places the organism in Eukaryota, Viridiplantae, Streptophyta, Magnoliopsida, Poales, Poaceae. The record is from RefSeq and is a predicted model, not a curated record.